AUGACCUCGGACACUGGGCCUACUGUUGCUUCUCACCGCAUCAGUGGCCAUGUAGGAGGCCGCAAGCAACCCGGCCCCUACCCACACAUCGACGACCUUCUACAGGUGACUCCCGAGGGCAACACCUCCCAACCCAUCAGCCACCUCCUGGGCCUCGCAGAAAAUGGCGUUAAGUUUGCCAAGUUCCAGGCAGACGUCGGCCGUAUAGAUGUUGCCCUCAUGGAAUAUAUCAAGGCCUACGUCGUCGCCGUCACUGUCAUCCCCACCCAUAGGGACUACACAUCACUUCAGACAGACCGCAAGAAUCUCGGCGACCGCUACAGCCGACUUACAAAGACCCUUCACGACUACGCAGACAAUUACGAGAGUAUAAAGCAGACUAUCAAAGACGACAAUGCCAGAACUGGGGUUCAAAGGGCCACGCAGACGACAACUGCCCAUAAGAACGGCAGGCCCGAGACACCGAAAUACCACCCGAGAGCUCCAGCGGUGACCACUUCACCAAGCAAAAAGACUGCCUCACCUGGAAAGAUGAAGCCGCCAGCUGUGCAGCCGAAACCGCCCAAUCUCCAUGGGAAGGCCAUACAGAAGCCAGGCUCAGCCGGAAAGGGCGAGGACCUGGCCAAGAGGUUUGCCAACUUACGAGGCCCCGUACAGGAUCCGCGCAUACGGACGCAGCCGCCACCGGUUCCAAUCCCCGCCGACAAGCCCGCAGGUCCUAGGGAGAUGCCCAAAAAACCUCCUAUAUCACUCGACGGCGUGGAGCCGGUAUUGCCAAAGCUCCCAGAUGCUAUAUACAGCCCCGCCCGAAGCAACCUCUCCAGUGAAGCUGCCGACUUGCCGUCUAGCACCCCACAUGGGUUUAGCAGGCAGAACUCGUCGCUUCACUCCGCAGCGAAAUCGCCCCCGACACAGGACUAUUUUGGACCGAAUACUUCAGCAGGGCCGACGUCAGCACCUGCGAAUGAGAAACGGCGGACUCCGCUUCCCGAAGGCGAUAUCAUCACCGUUGAAGAACUUGUGAAGUAUCAACGGAUUGGUUCUAAGGACUUCCGGAUUCUGGUCAUCGACGUUCGUUCUCGUCCUGAGUUUGAGGAGGGCCACAUCCUCUCUUCGGCCACUAUCUGCAUUGAACCGGACAUCUUGCAGAGAGACCGAAUUGAGGCAGCUGACGUCGAGGAUGCCAUGGAAAUUGGGCCGCCUAUGGAGAAAUGGCACUUUGAGAGACGUUAUGAGUUUGACAUGGUAGUUUUCUAUGACCAUGACUCGGAGCAUCUCAGUUCAGGGAGCACGAAUGCACCGGCUACCCUCUUCAGAUUGUUGACAGACUUCGAUUAUCCCGAGGGAGACCCAGGGUCGAAACACCCUAAGCUGCUAAAGGGGGGCUUGGAAGCGUGGCAGGAUGCCAUGGGCGGCAGUGCUCUUCAGAAAUCGUCCAAGGCAAAUCACAAGAAACGGCCGUCUGCAUACGACUGGCUCAAGGUCAGGUCGCCUUCGAAGCCCAUCCAGAACAUUGAGGAGGCCCGACGCUGGGAGGAGAAAUUAACACAGCUGAGGAACGAUGAGGCAGCGAACGGGAGCGGCGAUGAUUUCCAGCCUGCUUUGUUCGCCUCGGGUGGCUUUGGGGAGGAACUGAUGAGCGGAGAAUGGGCGCAGCUAUACAAGGCGCCCAUGAAAAGUGACGAGACCAUCGCGCCUCCGCAGCUGCUGACGAAAAUCCUGGGGAGCGUGUUCCACUGGAUGGGGAAUGGCAAGUUUUCUUCGAUGCAGGCCAAGGUUUUGAUGGAUUACUUGCGACAGAAAUCUUCUAGGGAUUCCCAAGGCAGGCGAGUCCCCGAGAGUCAGGUUCUGGGCACCAACAGGCAACAGGACGCUAUGGAAUUCUUCGGCUACGUGUUUGCGGAACUGGACGAUGAGACGAAUCGAUUCCGCAAUCGCCCGUCGGAAGUGCCGCAACCUGAACCUUCUAAAACCAAGUCUCUCACCGACUUGGCCAUUCAGUACUGGGACCUCCACAGCCGAGUUAGUGACUCGAUUGUAGACAAGUAUUGGCGCACCACUGAGGUUGUCAUCGUGCGGUGCGAUCACUGCGGCCACGUGGUGACGAAGUACUCAAACAAGGACAUGCAAUUUCUGAGCCUGCCUCAAAGCUCAGCACCAGUGAUGAUGGAGGACUUGCUGCAAAGAGACUAUUCAAACGAGCACCUCGAUGAUUAUACGUGCGACAACUGCUCAAGCAAGGGCCACUGCUGGAAAGGAACCAAGCUCGCCCGGCUCCCAGACUUUCUGUGCGUGUGCUUCACGCGGUUCGAGAAGAACGACGAGAGCGCGAGGCUCUCCAAGAUCACCACGACCGUGGACUUCCCCAUACGGGAGCUGGACCUGACGCCAUACACCAUCCAGGGUCAGCAGGCGUACUCGUCCCUGCUGACCAAUGGGCACCCGGGCACCCCCACCGUGAGGUCGCCGACCUCGACCAUACAGACGAACGACCACCACUUCAACAAGCCCUUCCGGUACGAAGCCUACGCCGUUGUGCAGCACGGCGGUGAGCUCAGCAGCGGCCACUACAUCAGCGUGAUCCGCGAUGAGCCGCACGGUCCGGACGGCAACAGUAGGUGGCACGUCGCCAACGACGAAUCAAUCAGCGACAUCACGGUCGGACCCGCGAGGACCGACAAGGGCAGCCAGUUCCUCUACCGACAGAGUACGCAGUAUGGCUCGCCCAUGCAGGCGUUCAUGGUCUUCUACCAGCGCAAGGACGCUGAGUUGGUAUAG
Messenger RNA from Diaporthe citri, 2778 nucleotides. RefSeq lists its product as uncharacterized. Gene Ontology annotation, cellular component: nucleus; cytosol. Bases 1 to 2778 code for a protein of 925 amino acids. NCBI's taxonomy places the organism in Eukaryota, Fungi, Ascomycota, Sordariomycetes, Diaporthales, Diaporthaceae. The transcript has 2 exons. The record is from RefSeq and is a predicted model, not a curated record. Gene Ontology annotation, biological process: protein deubiquitination. Gene Ontology annotation, molecular function: cysteine-type deubiquitinase activity; cysteine-type endopeptidase activity.